CCGGCGAGUGGACGCGGAAGAGGUGAGGAGCUGCCCUACAAGCAAGCGCUGAAGGUGUUGCUGCGGGAGAGAGGGAAGCAUUUCAAUCCCUGGAGCGGCGAAAAUUCCUGAGUGAACGCUCCAUUUUGGAAAUAAAAGAGGGGCUAGGGCGGAGUUUGCUGGACACCCGUUGGAGACCUGCUGGAGUUGGAGCUUUGACCCAGUUGCAUCCGGAUCCGCUUUCCUGGGAUAUAUUUUCAUUCUUUUUUUUCACCCCCCUCCCCCCUUUCCAUCAGGAAGAACCGCUGGCAUUUGCCUGGAGCCUGGAGCUGUGAGUUUCGAGGGGGGUCCCGCCGUUAUCUGUUGAAGCACGUCUGGGGCUGGGGUUUCGCUUCUGAGCAAGGUCAGAAGGUUGGCCGCUGGAUCAGGCUGGAGAUCAGGGGCUGCCUGCAAGGAAGAAGAAGGAAUGUUUGACUGCAUCCAAAUGUGUGAAUCCCUGAGGAGAGAGUGCCUGAUCAGCCUGUAGAAGCUGCUUCAGUGUGUAGGCCUUCCAUUGCCUGGGGCUCGUGGUAUCUGGACAUCUGACGGCCAUGAACAGUGAUGAGAAGGUCCUUCCUGCCUCCCAAAGAACAUCGCCUCUGACGAGGAGCAGCAGCAAUGCAUCUUCCAAACCCACCAGUGUGCGCCAGAACUCUGAGAACUGGGAGGUGAUGGAGGAGCCACUGGGAGAUGGCCAUGCUUCUCUGGAUCUUGAGAGGCAGGAGGGAUACCUGCUGAAGAAGAGGAAAUGGCCUUUGAAAGGCUGGCAUAAGCGAUAUUUUAUCUUAGAAAAGGGAGUUCUCAAGUAUGCCAAGACUCAGCAAGAUAUUCUUAGAGGAAAACUUCAUGGUUCCAUCAACAUUGGCCUUUCUGUAAUGUCCAUUAACAAGAAAUCCAAGCGUAUUGACUUAGAUGCAGAAGAGAACCUUUAUCAUCUGAAGGUGAAAUCUCAGGAAGUCUUCACCACCUGGGUAUCCAAGCUCUGCUAUCAUCGAUUAUUCCAGAAAGGAGACCACAUUAAAGUCCCAUAUGGAGCAAAUGGAUACAGCCUUCCCAUGUCUCCAACUGCAGACUACCUGUCUGCCAGCAGUAUUGUACCUCUCAGCGGCAAGGCACAGAAGAGCGAAUCCCUCGGGGAGUUUGAAGACAAUGGUCAACUCCCUUCAGCGUCUACAAGUGGACAAGCCAUGACAGCAGAGUGGUUGCAGCACUCUGAGGAAUGGGACCAUUGUGGUGAAGAUCUCAGUCAGUGUCAGUUGAACCUGUCGGAACUGAAUAAACUGCUGCAGAAGCUGGAGGUCGUGGACAGGGUUCACUCGGCACCCGUCAUUUGUGAUGCUCAGGGUUUCCUUGCUGACAAAUCAAAGAAAGAAAAACGCUCCUCCAAAAUAUGGUGCACACAAAGUUUUGCCAAGGAUGAGACUAAGGCGUCCUCCGAUGCCAUGCGUCCCGGGAAAUUACACGUUUCCACUCCCAGCCUGCCGGAUUGCCUGGACUUGAAAAGCGUUUCUGUUCCCCUCGCCGUAAAGGAGGAGUACUUGCAGCUACAGCAGGAUUUCUGUUCGGUAUCACAGAAAGUUUUCUUGAAUCUGAAGUCGCUCUUCAACACCCUGGCAAUAGAGAAGGAAAGGCUCAAACAGGUAUGGGUGGAGAAGGAACGGGAUCCCAGUGCAUCAACUGUCCAGAUCGCAAACCUGAAGAACACCUUGUCUGAGGUCAUGUCCCAGAAUGCUGAUCUCCGGAACCGUCUUCACAGAAUCCAGUGUCUCUCCAGUUUUGCAGACAUCGUGACUAACCCAUCGACCCCUGUCAAAGUUGAGGAACAUCUUCAGACUACACACAACGCAUCGCUGACCAACCAGUUAUCCCUGGAGAGCAACAUCUCAUUGUCUGAGUCACACGUUGAGUACUUCGAUGCUGAAGAUGUGAUGUUGUCAGCCUGCUCUUCCUACAAUGAGAUGUCAGAUGAUGAUGACUCCACAACCAGUGAGAUCACCAACAGCAACUCUGAGGAGAAUCUGGACCACGUGGAUACAGCCAUGCAUGAACUAACAGUUGAAGAGGUUCCCAGCUGCAGUCCCGUCGAUGGAGUUCAAAGGAGGAUGUCUCUCCCAGCUCCUGGCCCGAAUCUGAGCAACGUCAGCCUUUGGAAUAUCCUGAAGAACAACAUCGGCAAAGAUCUGUCGAAGGUCUCCAUGCCGGUCCAGCUGAACGAGCCGUUGAACACGCUGCAGAGACUCUGUGAGGAGCUGGAGUUCACGGAGCUGCUGGACACGGCAAGCAGGACUUUGGAUCCAUUUGAACGCAUGGUUUACGUUGCUGCCUUUGCUGUGUCAGGCUACGCCUCGGCUUAUUACAGAGCAAGAUGCAAGCCGUUUAACCCCGUCCUUGGUGAAACGUAUGAAUGUAUAAGAGAAGACAAGGGCUUCCGGUUUAUUGGAGAGCAGGUUAGUCAUCACCCUCCAGUUUCGGUCUGCCACGCUGAGUCUGAGAAUUUCCUCUUCUGGCAAGACGUGAGGUGGAAGAACAAGUUCUGGGGCAAGUCCCUUGAGAUUGUUCCCGUCGGGAUGGUGAACAUGAGCUUACCGAAGUUUGGUGAUCACUAUCAGUGGAACAAAGUUGCCUCCUGCAUCCACAACAUCCUGAGUGGUCAGCGGUGGAUAGAGCACUACGGGGAGGUGACCAUCACUAACACCAAGAGCAGUGUCUGCCACUGCAGGCUGACCUUCUGUAAGACCAAGUACUGGAGUUCAAACGUAAAUGAGGUCCAAGGCUCGGUUUUGGAUCAGAACGGGAGGAUUGUCCAUCAGCUGUUCGGCAAGUGGCAUGAGGGAGUUUACUACGGCGGCCCGCAAUCCGCUAAGUGCGUUUGGAAACCAAAACCCAUACCUAAAGACCAUGAAAGUUAUUAUGGUUUCACCACGUUUGCUCGGGAGCUCAACGAGUUGACCCCUGACCUUAAAUGGGUCCUGCCCUUGACUGACACACGACUGAGGCCAGACCAAAGAUAUCUCGAGGAGGGGAACGCGGAGGGAGCAGAAGUUCAUAAGCAAAGGAUUGAACAGUUACAGAGGGACAGGAGGAGGAUAAUGGAAGAAAACAACAUGGUCUACCAGUCUCGUUUUUUUACGAAAACCAUUGAUGCCAAUGGAAAAGAAUCGUGGAUGAGCAACGGCACUUACUGGGAGUUGAGGAAAGACCCUGGAUUCUCAAAGGUGGACAACCCAGUGCUGUGGUGAGGGCCCAGUUGCACAUUGGGCCACGUGGAAAGUUUUUGCACCUCCCCUUAUCCCCCUGAGGUCUCUCCCUGCUCCCUGCUUCUCAGGUAUACCUCAUAGUAGGUGCCUUAACUUUUAUACAAGAGAGCACACUUGUUCAGCACACUUGUAUCUAAAGCACAGUGUAUGUGCUGUUAAAAUAUUGUUCCUCCCCACUCUAGCACAAGGGAGUAGGGGUAAGUGUCUCUGGUUAACUCAAAGUGCAUUAUUUGGAAAUACACUAAGGUUGUUACACCUUUCCACAUCACCUGACUUAAAUGUAACAUAUCCACAUCUGUUCUUCAUGGACACCUUUCUGUUUGAAAGUUUCACAAGUCAUGAAAAAGAAUAUUUUAUCGAACAGCUUGUUUUAUGAAGUAUUUUAGUUUUUAAAAAAAAGUAAGCUUUAUUUUAAAAGAAAAUAGUGUAUAUUUAUUUUGGGAGGUGAAUUUUCUCAUCUUUUGAGUUACUUCACUGCUGCUGAAGGUCUGACUGCUAAUGCAAUGGGUUUUAUGAUAUGACUUAUAAUUGGCACCCACACAGGGUAAAGGUUCCCUUUGCUACAGAGGUACUCUCUGAAAUAGAUCUCAUGAACAGUGGUGUUAUACAGUGAGAAAGAAUUCCAAAAGCAAUUUCCUCCCUCUCUACUAAUUUCUUGGAAUUGAUAGUCCAACUGUAUGUUUGGAAACCUCUAAUUCAGCCAAACCCCCUGCAGUAGACCAAUGACACAUGCAGGACUGAAACAGUAUUUAGCAGAUCUUAAAAAGAAGCAUUCAAUAUUUUGUGUUUUAGCACUGAUAUGUACAUUAUGUUUUAAUCAGAAAGAUUAUACAUUUGGACAGAUUGAGAGAGUGCCUCACUGGGGAGUUGUGACUGGUGACUGCACAGAAUGAGUGUUACACCUCAUACAUCAGGUUGUACGUUUCUGCAGGUUCCUAGCGCAUAAUGGGAACCACAUUGCUAGCAUGUUUUGAGGGGGAGCUUUUGUUUUCCUGUGGCAAAAUGACACUUGACAUUUUUCUUUUAAGAUUGUUUUGGGUCUCUUCAAGUGCCAGCACAGAAAACAAUUGGAACAUUCCUCAAGAAAGAUACAGGAUUCUUUCUUUUAAAAAGAACUUACCAUCUCACCAGCAAGUUGUAUUUGUUUCCCAUUCAUUGACGAGUGAGAGGUCUUGGAGCUCAUUGUUGAGCAGUGGACACAGCACAAAUUGGGGGUUAGGAAGCAGUCACAGGGGUCCUUGGGAGGAGUUUAUAGAGCCAGGUGUUCAGUGGGAGUAAAUGUACAAAAAACCAUGAUGUUUGGGAAAGCUAUCCCAGAAUAUACUAAUGCUAAUUAACCAAUAAUACAGGAGAUAACAUGAUGAAUUAACAUCAAAAUACUGCGCUUUUAGUCUAAGGUAUCAAGUACUGUCAGGGUGCCCUGACUGCAUGUGAAUCAUAGAAAGUUAUUUAGCAAUGAAGAGGUUACAAAUGUAAAAGUUGUAGGAUGCACAACUGGCAAAUUCAUCACAGCAGAGUGCCCAAGGCACAGCACAAUGUGCAGUUUGCAGUCAGUACUGUAAAGCCACAUGCCUCUCUGGAGACUGCACCACCGUGGCUGAGGGAGGGGGAACCGUGAUUAAAGUGAGUCCUGUGGUGCGAUUUCAUGUUGUUCCUGUGCGUGAGUUCUGACUUUCCUCAGCUGAAACUCUGCAGUUGUUAGUCCCGGCUCUGCUCAAGCAAUCAGUUAGCAGUCUGAAAAUCAGUUGUGCUGAACCCUGUGGGAGAGCUGCACUGCCAGCUAACCUGUAGAUACCAAUGACUAUACGAUCACAGUGGUGGCCAAUACCUGUGGCACAGAAUGUGACCCCUUCGGAUGUCUCUCCAUUCUGUACAAGCAUGAAUAAUAUCUCUUACCCCAGCUCCUGCCCCGUCACAUUAUUGUACAACAUUGUAUUUAUGAAAUUUAAUCCAGUGGUGAUGUUAAAGUAUUGGUGUUUGGCAGAUUAUUGCAGUGUAACAUUGUGGACUCGCUCCAUUCUGCUGUGACUCCAAGGGUUCCUUAAACCCCCCACCAAAUCUGGUGGAAUUCAGGCCACCAACUAUGACCCUCUCUGUGACCUACUGUAGAUAUAAUGGCGCUCAUCCCAGGGAAGGCUGACAGGUCAGCCGGAUAUACUGGAUAGUCUGCAGCUCCCAGAAUAGCAAUGUUUGGUGCUGCUCAUAAGGUCUUGGCUGAACUACACUGGGCUUGUGAAAAAGUUGCCAUGCACUGCAAUUCUUUCUGCUUUAACAAUGUUGGUAAUGUGAUCAGAUCAUGGUGGAUGCAAACAAAUGCUUUUCAUAGUGUUUGUGCAGUGAUGGCCACAGGAUUACAAUUCCCACUUGCAUUGCUGAGUGGUUGUAUGAUCUAGCUCUCUUUGCUUUAAUCCAGUGAGGCAGUAAUCAGGAAGGUUUGGGCUUUGGAUUGAUCAACAGUCUAUGCCAACUUAGCUGACCUCUGCUUUGGAGGAGGUGAGGUGGGGUCAGUUGGUGGAUCCUAGAAUUGGUUCCAUCAAGUGUAAAUGAAAGAAGGAAAGGAUAACCAAUCCAUUGACUUUUUUCUUGCACGUUUAUACAUUGGAUGCAGAUGGAAUUGAGCUCCACUGCUGGUUAACUUGGCAUCCUUCAUCUCGAGUUUUUCCCCUCGAUGUUGGCCAAGGCACAAGGUAGUCAUGGCAAGACAAUGGAUAUUAGCAAUACUGUUGAAAUUCUCUGCAAUGAAAAGCACUAUUUUGUUUGUUAUACCAAGAUCUUAGACCACUAAUAUACAUCUAAUGUUAGCAUUUACAUUCAAAUAUUAAAGCCUAAUGAUAAUUCCUUUUUUCUUGGAAGCCAUUGCUCAUAUUUACCAUCAUUCAGAGAGCUUCAGGAAGUUAGAGUUGUACAUUUUUCUGAUGAGAGCAUUUCCCUGGUCAUAAACACAUCCAAUUCUUUGUGUUUAAUUGAACCACUUAAAACAAAAACUCCAUUAACAUCUCCCUAUUUAAGUUUUUAUGUAUUCCUAUGUUAAUCCUGUUUUUUUUUGAGGGGAAGGGGGGGAAAAAGAAAAGUUGAUUUGCAGCUGGGGGGAAUUGCAAGAUGAUACAGUUGCUUUCAAUGUUCCUUGGCUUGGGUAAAGUUGGUGGGGGGAGGAGCAGGGUGGGGCAUUGGUGAGGAGCAAGGAAGGGAUCACUCUGUGUCCAGCAUUUCAUCAUAAAUAGCAUGCAGGGCAAACAUUGUGCAAGGACAGGAUGUAGAUUCCACAGUGAUUCUCUUGGUAAAAGUAUCCUCCUAAUGUUCACUGACACAGCCUCAUGUGUGAAGAAUGUGGGCCAUCAAUCCUUUCAAUGCUCGUAGAUUCUUGCCCCUUUGUGAAUAAGCACAAGAAGGACUAUAAGGAGUUUGGCAGUGGGAUGCUUGCAAAUCACUUUGUUUUAAAUUGGUGACUUGCCGUGAACGAGUCUAAAUAUCUCCAGAUUUAAAAAGGAACCUGUUGUGGGGUCAGUCGCUGCUCACUGGUCAAACUAGUGAGUUGUAAAGAUGAAUAAACAAAAUUGAUUUUACUGCACAUUUGCAGCACUUUCAAUCUGCAGCUGAAUCUAGACUCCUCUUCGCAUGAGGUGCUGAUUGGUUGCCUUGGGCCCUGUCACAGAUGAACCAAGAUGUUAUGAAGGUAUAGAGGGAGAAAGUUUAUAUUAAAAAAAAUUAACAUUUGGAGGGCUUGGAAUUUCCUUCUGGUUUGGUGAAGGCUCCUUCUCGUGCACUGUUGGUGUAUGGCCUGAACACCUUGGAUAUGUAUUUGGAACUGUUAAUUAAAGUGUGGAUGUCAGUCACCUUUAUCAUUUAAUGGCUUCAUUGCUGCCGAAUUUCCACUCCCACCCCCUCCCCGCACCCAAACCCUGAGGUUGUAUAAAGCUGGUAUUUAUACCUCCCUGAGGUGUUAUCUGCAGGCAGACAACAGACAGUGUCAGAACCCUUGACCUUGUGCUUCUGUGUAUUUUAUUAAGAUGAUUUGUCAGUUGAUCACUCAUUCUCAUCAUAAUAUCUCUGUACAUUUUGCUUCUGUAAUGUUUUGAGACACUGGCCACUUGAGCUAGAGCAAGAUUUGUUUUAAAAUUUUCAAAAUCAAAUCUGUAUAAUGUGGAUCCAGAGACAUAUGACGUUCAGAUUGGAAUCCAUGCACUGCAAAGUUGAGGUGGGUUGAGGGAAAUGGAGUGAAAUACAGAAUGUUCAGUUUUUAACAAGCCUACCAGUUUUGGGGCAGUUUUUUCUGUGCUCAUUCUGAUCCAAAAUUGUGCUAAUCAAGAUUGUUCAGACAGAUUUGAAUAAAGAAAAUCCACUUGAUUUUAUCCUCCCCAGAGUGCCAAGUUAAUAAUCUUCCUGGUACAGUUGGGUCUGGACUCUCCCCAUCCAAUAGUCUCUUUCCAGUCACGGAAGUAUUGCAAUCCCUUGCUUAAAUGUUUCUGUUGGAAAUUUUAAAGUGUUGACUUGGGUUUGCUUUCUCUCUCCCAAUAAAUAUCAUGGGAUGAAGAUUCUAUUUGGAAGUAAUACAAAGCCCUUAUCAAGUUGGCAGGAUGUUUUUUUUUUCCCCCAAGUUGCCUGAUUUUGUUUUAAAUUUUUUUCUUUUCCAUUGACUCAUUUCACAACCUCUGCAGUCAUGUAUUAUUGUCAAUUGGCCUUGUAUAUCUCUGGGAUUACAUUUGUUGCACUCUGCAUUAUUCCAUGAGUCUUGCAAAACAAUGACCAUUUUGAGACUUCUGCCCAACAAUGGCUCAGUUGGAAUUUCAACCCAAUCGCAUCUUUAAAUAAUGACCAGGAAGCAACUCAAAAUGAAGCAUGACAUAAUACGAAAAGAGAAAAAAAUAUACUUUGGGCUUCUUUUAAUAGCUUAGUCAAAAUUAAGUAUUUAUUCUCAACCACAACAGUUUUGAUUUGGAGAUUUCUGUUUCUAUACAUUCUUGUUGACUUUAUCUGAUGACCAGAUUAGUAAUGUAUUAGUGCCUGUAAUCAUCUCCAAGCAAAUCUUGUGUAUUGGUUAAUGGGGGAAGUGGACAUUGAGCUUUCUUUCAUAUGGGAAUGAAAAGUUGCACAUUAAGCAGAUUUGAUUUUGGACACUUUUCAAUGCUACACUCUGAGAAAAGGGGAGAGGAUUAUGUCUGUGAAGUGCAAUCGGUCAAUGACCAUUGUUUCCAUGCCUUGCUCACUCCAGUUAUCGAAAAAUAUUAGUUCUGUGCCAGUAUUAGUGAUAUUCCAUGAUACCAUAGGGAAUGUAAAAGUCAAUUUGCUGGUUUCUUCCCCUUCCAAUAACCUGGGAAUAGUUUACACUAUUCCAAGAUUACUCUGUUACUUUGGAAGAAUAAGCAAUAUACUAAAUACAAACGUCCCUGCAGUUUCUUCCUGACCCUCACUUCCACACCCUUUGUAUCUCCACCCCUCUAGGAAAUGAGGUCAAACUCCAGAACGUCCCUUGAAGCCUAAACCCUUCAGUGAUAUUACACUGUUAAAAGGGCAUUUCAUUCAUUGCAAUCUUCAUGCAGUAUUUGCAGUAAAGCAGUCAUUGUACCAUUGGUUGGGGGUGAGAGUUGGUGGAAGUAAAGCAGUUUGUAUCCUCCAGUGUCACUGAGACCAACGCUGACCAAUGUUACUUUGCUGCUAGACUCUGCUAUGAGGGUUAUAAAGGGUAAACUUCUGGAGAUUUUCCCCAGGAAUUGGGAAAUGGAACUCAGAGGGUAAUACCCCUGAUUAUAGCGUUCCUCAUUUUCUGGUGAUCAGUUUUGCUCUGUGGAUACCACUCCAUUUUUCCAGAAAUUAUUUUUUAUUCAAACAGUGAAGAAAUGAGAAAAUCCUGUUUGUCCCACUGAGCCUCAUUGCCUCACUUUAUUAAGCGUCCUGCAUGACAGUUCCUACCCCUGUGAAAUAUUCAUCAAUUUGUGCACAUGUUAUGUGAUUUGCGAAGAGCAAGCUGAAUGCACCCAACCUUUCCCCACCUAAUGACCCCAACCUUUCCCCCCACUUGAUGUCUACACACUUUCUGGCAGUUGUUGAUAAAAAGCAGCUCUGGUUCCUACCCUUGUGGGUUAGAGCUUGGCUGAAAUGUGAACACUUCAGCAAAACGUCAAUACGUUUUCUUCUCCAUCCACUCCAGAGCAAUGUGUUCCUCCCACCACUGUGGCAUUGUGACUUGCUAAUCUGGCACCCUUUUCACACUGCAAAACAAAUUGUCUGCACUUGCAUCCCAGUGAAAAUCCAAUGCCCACUUUAGACUUGUGUGGUAUCUCCAUUAGCCUUUGGAUUGGCACUGGCCCUGAAUGGCAUUGAGAUUGGGCAAAACUGGACUGACCCAGGUGCGGAAGCAACUCAUAGGAAUCAUUUCAAAAGUUACAGAAAGUCUGGAACUGAUUGGGGAAAAAAAAAUCAUUGUCUAAGUUAUGAAUUUCAGAAACCUUUUUGUAUUGUUUAGGAACAUGAUUGAAGCAAUAUUCAAAUAGAUCUUGUGUCAUCAGGACUUCUGUAUAAUACUGACACAGUAUGACAAGAUGUUUAAAGCCUUGUACUUGGCAGCUUUAAAUAAUGUUUAUUAAAAAUAGUGUCUCAAA
Molecule: messenger RNA, 9871 nt
Organism: Pristis pectinata (smalltooth sawfish)
Lineage: Eukaryota; Metazoa; Chordata; Chondrichthyes; Rhinopristiformes; Pristidae
Product: oxysterol-binding protein-related protein 6-like
Exons: 23
Coding region: 570-3257 (895 amino acids)
Cellular component (GO): perinuclear endoplasmic reticulum; plasma membrane; intracellular membrane-bounded organelle
Molecular function (GO): cholesterol binding
Source: RefSeq, a predicted model, not a curated record